GCGCAAGCGCAGCCCCGAGCGCUCACGGCCGCGGCGGGAAGCGGACGGCGGUACCGCCCGCACGGCCCCGAGCUGCACGGAGCGGCCCGGAGCGUGUUCAGAGCCCGUCCGCCAUGAACGAGGAGAACUUCGGGUCCAGCGAGCGGCUGGUGACCGCCGCCUACGUGCGGCAGGGGGCGCAGGGCCGCCGCGGGCACGAGCUGCUCGUGCGGGCGCUGCUGGAGCAGGGAAAAUGCCCUGAAGAUGGAUGGGACGAAAGCACCAUUGAACUCUUCCUUCAUGAACUUGCCAUAAUGGACAGCAAUAACUUUCUGGGCAACUGCGGUGUGGGAGAGAGGGAAGGCAGAGUGGCAUCAGGACUUGUUGCCCGAAGGCACUAUAGGUUGAUCCACGGAAUUGGAAGAUCAGGAGAUAUUUCUGCAGUCCAGCCUAAAGCUGCAGGGUCGAGCCUUUUGAACAAGCUCACUAAUUCAGUCGUUCUGGAUAUUAUAAAGCAGGCUGGUGUCCGGACAGUGACCAAUUGCUUUGUGGUUCCUAUGGCAACUGGCAUGAGUCUAACUCUAUGUUUUUUAACAUUGCGGCACAAGAGACCAAAGGCAAAAUACAUUAUUUGGCCACGGAUAGACCAGAAAUCAUGCUUUAAAUCGAUGAUAACUGCAGGUUUUGAGCCUGUGGUGAUAGAGAAUGUAUUAGAAGGUGAUGAGCUACGGACGGAUAUUGAAGCAGUGGAGGCUAAAGUCAGGACUCUCGGUGCUGAAAAUAUUCUUUGUGUGCAUUCUACAACAUCUUGCUUUGCUCCAAGGGUACCUGAUAGGCUGGAGGAAUUGGCUAUAAUUUGUGCUAAUUAUGACAUUCCCCAUAUUGUCAACAAUGCAUAUGGAGUUCAAUCUUCAAAAUGUAUGCAUCUUAUCCAGCAGGGUUCUCGAGUGGGCAGAAUAGAUGCUUUUGUUCAGAGCUUGGACAAAAAUUUUAUGGUUCCAGUAGGUGGUGCUAUCAUUGCUGGCUUCAAUGAGUCCUUUAUUCAGGAGAUCAGCAAAAUGUAUCCAGGAAGAGCUUCUGCAUCUCCUUCUUUAGAUGUCCUCAUUACGCUUCUGUCUCUAGGUGCCAGCGGCUACAAACAGUUACUGAAAGAGAGAAAGGAAAUGUUUUCGUACCUUUCAAGUGAGUUGAAGAAACUGGCAGAUAUCCACAAUGAGAGACUGUUGGAUACACCACAUAAUCCCAUAUCCUUAGCCAUGUCACUGAAGAAUCUGGAUGAAAAUAAUGAUGCUGCUGUUACCCAGCUUGGAUCUAUGCUUUUUACAAGACAAGUUUCAGGAGCAAGGGUUGUUCCCCGUGGGUCUGUGCAAACAGUGAAUAACUACACUUUUAAAGGCUUUAUGUCACAUACAAAUGACUACCCCUGUGCUUACCUCAAUGCUGCAUCAGCUAUUGGAAUUAAAAAGCAAGACGUAGACAUCUUCCUAAAAAGACUGGACAAGUGUUUGAAGGCUUCCAGAAAAGGGAAAGAAAAAAGUGGGAAUGAAAUAUGUACUUCUAACAGAGGCGCAGAACAACUUGAAGACCAGAAGAUACAGACCUAGUAACACAGGAAGAUGCACUUUUGUUUGAAGUAUGUCAGGUUUGUAUUGGGCUACACUGUGAAUCUGAAGGGCAGAAAAUUUGAUCCUGAGCUGAAAAAAAAAACCACCACCAAAAAAUUUUGGGCUGAAAUUUAGGUUUGAAGGAAAUAGGUGAUUUUUCUCCUAUUCUCUGAAAGUCAGACAAGAAUUUUGCACCACGUAAACUUACUUAACAUGCCAAAGUAAAGCUCUACAUUCAUAGAAUGACCUGUCAGUCUGUGGGUGACUGCUGGGGCUGGUGUUCUUCAAGUCACAGGAUAUUUAAGCACAUGUUGAUUAACAAGGUCUUCUGUAGCAAUGUUUGAAUUUCUUUUUAGGUCUCGGUGUGUGACCAACAAGAACUGUUGUACUGCUCUCUAAAUGUCUUGCUUUUACUCAGCUUACUUUCCAUUUUUCUUUUAUUUCCAAAGAUUUAUAUAGAAAGGUUGGGGAUAACCCCUAAUAAAUACAGUGUUGAAACUGGAUGAAGAAAUCAUGGAGUUGGAAUAGUGGUCUUUUUAGGUGCUCUUACCUCUCAUGAGCUGCCUAGAACAAAGCAGCCCUCAGUGGCAAAGAACUUAGAAUACCUCAUAUCAUGUCAGUACUCAGCUCUUGGAAACAUUUACACAGUUCAGCAACCCAAAGGAAUUUUGAGGGAGUACAGUGAUGGAAAUGGGAGGCUGUGGAGUGGAGUGGAGUUGUCCUCUUUAUACAUUUCAUCUCUUCUUUAGUAGUUGCUCAUGAAUUGAGCAGUCCGGUCAGAGAUCCACUCAAAAGGUGGAUCAAAAGGUGGAAUGCUUUGUGGGAUGACUGCAACAGAUUCAAGAUCCAGUGAGACCAGAGGGUGUUUUGGCAUUUUUAAUCCAUUAUGGUUUUAAACUUCUGAACAGUCUCCUGCCGUUGGCACUAUUGUCUGUGUCUGUGUGCAGUUACUGACUUGAAUUCAUCAUUGAAACAAUAGAUUCAGUCUGUUCCUGAAACAGAGGUUCCAUAUCACUGGAAUGACAGGCCCUGUAGGUUACAAAAAAAUUUUGUUAAUUAUUCUUAAAUGCAAUUAACACACUGUAUGUACAUUUUAAUGUCAUUUACUGUUCAAAGUGAGCUUAGCAUUCAAAGGCAUUUUGCGUUGUUCGUAAUGUGGUAAUCCUUGGGACACCUCAGGUAAUGAAUUCAAAAUAUCAGGAAAUGUUGUAGUUACUUUGGUUCGUGGGAUCUGAGACUUGAAUCCUCAGAGCCCUCUGGAAAUUCCUCCUCAGUAAAGAUGAACUGAUACAAGAGGUGAUGUUAGUAUGUGGAAAUUAAUGGUAUGCUGAUCGCCAUCGAGGUGGUCUCACUUAUUGAAGUUCAUUGUAUCUUUAGCCUAAAUUGAACUGCUGCUCCUGAUUGCUGUAGCUGCAGUUAAACUUCAGAUCCAUUAAAGCUUGUGGAAGGGAGGGCUCUCAGGAGUCACGGUUGUUACUUGCUGUAUUAAGAUGUCUUAAGAGAAAGGUAAUGCAACUUGACCACUGAGUCCUUGUGGCCACAACUAGAUGUAAAUUUUGCUUUCUUUUGUUCCGAGAUAAUGCUAUACCACAGUUUUUCCAGUCACUGAAGCUCUCAUUCAGCCUUAGGAGACAGAGCCGUGCAGCUCACCCUGCCCUCUGCAUAUUGGAGCAGCCAGUGGAAACCACAGGGCCUUAGCGAUACCUUUUUUUCUGUUUUGGGAUAUUGUUGCCUUGUGCUUGAAUGAGCAUAAGUUAGUGAUUUAAUUGAUUAGUUACAGACUACAAAUAUGAGAGCUAUUGUUAUGUGAGGUUAGGGAGGUGCGUGGUAGUAGCUGCAAUAAGGAUUUGAUAAGCAGUAUCCUCAGAUGGAAAACAAGAAAGCAGCAAUUGCCUUUUCAGAGAGGAAAAGACCUCUGCCUUUUAUGUUCUUGUAAUAAAUUGUCUGCUGCAAAUAAUUCACUCUCUUCUACUCUAGAUUGAACUGCUUUCUCAGAUAGUGUUUCUCCUGUCUUCAAAAUGUUUUCCAUUUGAAAUCAAACAUAAAAUUUCAACAUGUCUCUCUGAGCAAGUAUCCAGGGAAGGAAUUAAAGCGUUUCAUUUUGAUGUUGUGCUUUUAAACCUCGUGUUUUCUAAGUGGAAAACAUUUUAAGAUGAGACUUUGGGUUACAGUUUUUGUUUAGAUUUGUGUCACUAAGGCUCUAAUUGAUGCCAUCUGAAACCACACAGUUUAAAGUACUUUGAGAAUUGUGCCCAUUGUGAGGUAUGAUCUCGAGCUGAAUAUUAGUGUUAUGUUACUUUGGUAUGUUAUUGUGCCAGUUCACAGUUUUAUUUCCUUGCUUUGUUCUUUUAAGCUUGUUAAGUUGCAAUGCAUACUGAGUUUUUAGAGACAGAAGCAUAAUAUAAUGUCAUUACAGUUUAAAUAAAUGGAGAAGAAGUGGUUAUUUAUGGCAUACUUGAAACAGGAGAUUCAGUAGAUAAACUCAGUAUUUUUUCAAGGAAGAAUACAAGCCACUUAUUCUCUAUUCACCAAUGUCUGUAAUAAGGUAAUAAAAUAAUAUUGGAACGCACAA
Molecule: messenger RNA, 4155 nt
Organism: Coturnix japonica (Japanese quail)
Lineage: Eukaryota; Metazoa; Chordata; Aves; Galliformes; Phasianidae
Gene: SEPSECS
Product: Sep (O-phosphoserine) tRNA:Sec (selenocysteine) tRNA synthase
Biological process (GO): conversion of seryl-tRNAsec to selenocys-tRNAsec; selenocysteine incorporation
Molecular function (GO): tRNA binding; O-phosphoseryl-tRNA(Sec) selenium transferase activity
Source: RefSeq, a predicted model, not a curated record